Messenger RNA from Drechmeria coniospora, 717 nucleotides. Its product is annotated as 2-deoxyglucose-6-phosphate phosphatase. The transcript has 3 exons. Bases 1 to 717 code for a protein of 238 amino acids. Lineage: Eukaryota; Fungi; Ascomycota; Sordariomycetes; Hypocreales; Ophiocordycipitaceae. Gene Ontology annotation, molecular function: sugar-phosphatase activity; beta-phosphoglucomutase activity. The record is from RefSeq and is a predicted model, not a curated record.
AUGGGAUCACAGCCGCAAUAUACGCUGCCUCCGCAGCAGGUCUCCUUCGCAGGCUUCCUAUUCGACAUGGACGGAACCAUUAUCGAUUCUACGCCAGCCAUCAUCAAGCACUGGAACUCCAUCGGCGAGGAGAUUGGCGUUGCACCCGAAACGAUACUCGAGACCUCCCACGGUCGACGGAGCAUCGACGUGCUCAAGAUACUCGCGCCCGAAAAGGCAAACUGGGAAUACGUUAGACACUUGGAAGGACAGCUUCCCCUGCUGUACGGCGAUGAUGCCGUCGAGAUUCCUGGUUCACGAUCCCUCCUGGACUCCCUCAUAGCCCAUUCCAGUCCCUGGGCCAUCGUCACCUCCGGCACCGAGCCCCUGGUCUCGGGAUGGCUCGACGUUCUCCAAUUUUCGAAGCCGUCCCACCUCGUCACCGCCGAGUCGGUCCUGAACGGCAAGCCGGAUCCGGCCUGCUACCUCAUCGGCCUCGACAAGCUCGGCCUGCGGGAGGCCGCCGCCGACGUCCUCGUGCUCGAGGACGCACCCGCUGGCAUCCAGGCGGGUAAGGCGGCCGGCUGCAAGGUCAUUGGCCUCGUGACGAGUCACACCGUCGACCAGAUUGUUGCCGCCGGCCCGGAUUGGGUCGUCAAGGACCUCGAGUCGGUCAAGGUCAUCGCACGGAGAGACGGAAAGGUGACGGUCGAGAUUUCCAAUGCGCUGCGGCGGUAA